Messenger RNA from Diaporthe amygdali, 594 nucleotides. RefSeq lists its product as uncharacterized. NCBI's taxonomy places the organism in Eukaryota, Fungi, Ascomycota, Sordariomycetes, Diaporthales, Diaporthaceae. The coding region runs from base 1 to 594 and encodes 197 amino acids. The record is from RefSeq and is a predicted model, not a curated record. The transcript is spliced from 4 exons.
AUGCAGACUCUGUCGACGCUGGAGAGGCGACGAGAGGAAAGCAAGGCGGGUGAACCGCAGGUGUUGUUGGGUGUGGACAGGGGAGAAAAGCAAGAGGAAAGCGGGUUCGCACGAAAGAGAGCAAGCAAGAAGAGGCAGCAGGAGAGGCGGCGGGAGACAAGACCAGGCGCCCCUCGCUGGUGCAAGUUUAGCUACCAGACGCCCAGCUCUGUCCCCGAUCUUGAGGGACGCUGCCCUCCCGGCGAGAGGGCGGCCGUGCCUCACAUCGCCGUCGAGGACUGCAAAAACACAUCUCAGAUCCGGGGAGGCCAGUGGCCUGCGAAUCUUCCCAAGCCCGAAAGCUGUGCCAAUUCUGCUCGCAAUGUCGUGAUCACGGCCGGCUGCUGGCUGAGGGAGGUCGUGGGCGGGCGUCUGACACUUUGGGGCCAGGAAGUCCUCUCUACCCGGCCAAGUCGGUACUCUCAAGUCCACCUGAGUUGCACUAACAGCAGACUACCGCCCGCGAACGAAACGGGGCCCAAGAGGAAGUACGAGAAAACGAGUGAGAAAAAGGAAUUCGAGUUCUGGGGAAACCGAGGGCGCAGCACAGCGUAA